Molecule: messenger RNA, 923 nt
Organism: Penicillium brasilianum
Lineage: Eukaryota; Fungi; Ascomycota; Eurotiomycetes; Eurotiales; Aspergillaceae
Source: the annotation of a GenBank genome assembly
CGGACGCCAAACCGGACCAGGGAUUAGUUCGCCUCCCCCUCAUUCUCCCAAGCACCACGCGAUGGGCAACCCCUAUAUUCACUCCGACGGGCGCGCACUAUCAAACCUUCCUUGUACAAUCAAAAUAAGAACCACCGGCUCCGUCGCCUGCAAUGGCGGAAAUCUACGAUACCGACCGGUUCGCGCAACUCUAUUAUCCAUCCAAUACAGCGGACCUCCUGCAGCUGGGUCUUGCGGCUAGAUUCAUAGCCAGUUUAUUCGAGGCCCACCAGAUCACGUAUGCCUUUAUUGGAGGAUGGGCGGUAUAUCUAAGAGGGGGUCGACGACGGACUCAAGAUAUUGAUAUCACUGUCGCUACCACAAUGGACCAUUUGAAACAGAUCCUAACCGCGCAAUCCCGAAUACAUUUCCCUCUUACACACGGUCGAACAUCUGUCCAAGUAUUCAUCGACACGGGGCGGAGCGUGGACGGCGAAUUCCCCCACGUCCCGGACUUGGCGGUCAGCAUGGACCUAGUAAUCAGUGGGCCAUCCUUAGGACACUUGGGGACGCCGGAAGAUCUUCAAAAUUCGCGCGAGCCCAUUAACCCACAUAGGCCCACGCCGUUGGGUUCACCAGUGUUGGUUUUGGGGUUGGUCUUUCAAAUAUAUGCCAAGUUAGACGCGUUUUUCCGGCGAGGCGAGCAGGGGAGUAAGGACUUUUUGGACCUGGAAUUCUUGUUAACACAGUAUGCGGCGCAAAUCCCCACGUUUCGGGAUUAUUAUGAUCUGGAACAAAGGAGAUAUUUCUGGACGCAAUAUGCGGAAGCGUAUGUGGCGUUUCCCGAUCAGGUUGAGAAUAUGAGGUUACUAUUAGGCGUCUGACAGCCUUGUCUGCAUUAUAUCCCCUAUCUUUCAUUUCAUUCUGGAAAAGAAGUUUCGAAA